UCUGUCCUCGCCGCCCAGCCUGCCCAGGCCUCUGGUGAACAUGGCGCUUGUUCCUUGCCAGGUACUGCGGGUGGCGAUUCUGCUGUCCUACUGCUCUAUCCUGUGCAACUACAAGGCCAUCGAAAUGCCCUCUCAUCAGACCUACGGAGGAAGCUGGAAAUUCCUGACGUUCAUUAAUCUGGUUAUCCAGGCUGUCUUUUUUGGCAUCUGCGUGCUGACCGAUCUUUCCAGUCUUCUGACCAGAGGAAGUGGCAACCAAGAGCAAGAGAGGCAGCUCAAGAAGCUUAUCUCUCUCCGGGACUGGAUGUUAGCCGUGUUGGCCUUUCCCGUUGGGUUUUUCGUCGUAGCGGUGUUCUGGAUAAUUUAUGCCUAUGACAGAGAGAUGAUUUACCCGAAGUUGCUUGAUAACUUUAUCCCAGGGUGGCUGAAUCACGGAAUGCACACAAUGGUUUUGCCGUUUAUAUUAAUCGAGAUGAGGACAUCACACCAUGCAUAUCCCAGCAGGAGCAGUGGACUCGCCGCCACAUGCAUCUUCUCUGUUGCCUAUAUAUUAUGGGUGUAUUGGCUGCAUCAUGUAACUGGGAUGUGGGUGUACCCUUUCCUGGAACACAUUGGCCCAGGAGCCAGAAUCAUCUUCUUUGGGUCUGCAGCCAUCUUAACAAACUUUUUGUACCUGCUGGGAGACGCUCUGAACAGCUAUAUGUGGGACACACAGAGAAGUAUGGAAGAAGAGAAAGAGAAGCCUAAAUUGGAAUGAGGUCUAAACCUACAUGGAAAAGCUGGAUCGAGCCACCAUCGAAGACUCAUUACCCCCUGGGCUUGGCACUACAGGAGAGGACACUUCAAAGAAAGUGAAAUGCUCCUCCACCUCCCCGCCCGAGAGAGGACACCUUUUAGAGAGAAAUAUAUAUAUAUAAGAAUACAGUUUUCAAAAUAAUUCUCCUUCAGUGUGAUUUAAUGAAAUCUUUCCAAAUUCAUAAUUGAUAAUAACAUCUCUUUUUUUCCUCUUCUAGUUUUAAAAACAAACAGGUCCUUGGAUUUUAAUUUAUGCAAAUGUAAUACCAUUAAGAACAAAAUUCUAUUGUGUUUCUUGCUGAUACAUUUGUGAAAAUCAAAGGGGCAGAUGUGGAGAGGC
Pteropus alecto (black flying fox) is the source of this 1135-nucleotide messenger RNA. It is a transcript of the gene AIG1, whose product is annotated as androgen induced 1. The transcript has 6 exons. The coding region runs from base 41 to 757 and encodes 238 amino acids. The record is from RefSeq and is a predicted model, not a curated record. Lineage: Eukaryota; Metazoa; Chordata; Mammalia; Chiroptera; Pteropodidae. Gene Ontology annotation, cellular component: endomembrane system; membrane.